AUGUAUUUCUCUACCGCUAUCGUCGCCACUCUUGCCGCUCAGGCCCUUGCCCAGGAUAACCGUCGCUUCCCUCAUGCUCGCGUUGGACACGUUGCUGCCUUGGUAGCUGCUGCUGCUCUCCCAGCAAGAGCACUCCCUGUCUUCGAUGCCCUUGAGGCGCGGGAUCCCCAUCACCAGGGAGCCAAGGGAGCCAAGGCCAAGGCGGUCGAGGGGUGCAAGACCAAGCGAGACGAUGAAGACGACGAAGACGAGGAAGCCGUCGAGGGGCUAGUCGCCCGCCAUCACCAAGGAGCUCACGGCAAGGCUGCUGCCAAGGCCGUUAACAACUGUAACAAGAAUGGCAAGCGGGAUGAAGUGGCUGAAGAGCUCGAAGCGCGAGAUGUCGAGGACGAAUCCGAAGAAGACACUGAUGAGCUUACCACCCGGGAUGUUGAGGAAGACGAGGAAGACGAAGCUAGCGAGCUUGAAGCCCGAGCACCAAAGAAGGGCAAGAAAGGCAAGAAGGGUAAGAAGGGAAAGAAGGGCAAGAAGGGAAAGAAGGGUAAGAAGACUGGCAAGAAGGGCAAGAAGGGUAAGAAGACUGGCAAGAAGGCUGGCAACAACGGCAAAAAGAACGCCAACGCCGGUGCUACCAACGGAGCAGCCAAAGCUGGCACUAACACCAAUAACAACGCCAACACCGGCACUACCAAUGGGGCAGCCAAGACUGGUACCGACACCAACGCGAACGCCAACACCAACACCAACACUGGUGCUACCAAUGGAGCAGCUAAGACAGGUACCAAGGCAAACACGAACGCCAACUCUGGUACUACCAACGGAGCAGCCAAAACCGGCACCACCGCCAAUAACAACGCCAACAGCAACACUCAAGCCAAGGCUGGUACUACUGCUUAA
Molecule: messenger RNA, 897 nt
Organism: Fusarium fujikuroi IMI 58289
Lineage: Eukaryota; Fungi; Ascomycota; Sordariomycetes; Hypocreales; Nectriaceae
Product: related to AAC-rich mRNA clone AAC11 protein
Exons: 3
Coding region: 1-897 (298 amino acids)
Source: RefSeq, a predicted model, not a curated record